AAUUACAAAAAAAAACAAGAAUUCGAAUCACAUGUGAUUUUUUCUGAUGAUGAUGAUUAAUUUUAGUUAAGAAAUUUUUCAAAAUUAUCAUCAACAACAACGAUGAUACAGCUUAAUCAAGAUCAGGUAAAAAAAGAACCAAUCGAUCAAGAAGAAGAAGAACCGAUUGUCAACAACAACAACGAUAAUGAUAUUAUCAUUGCAUCGUAUAAUAUUGUUCGAUUAGAUCCAAAUAAUAAAAUUAAAACAUUUGCAUUGGCUGGACUUGACAAUGUGAUUGGUAAACAUGAUCGUCAUCGAUCAUCAUCUUCAUUUUGUGAUAUAAGUAUUCGAACCGAUUCCAAAGAACUUAAAAUUACACCCAAACAAAAUCAUUGUUCCAAGGCCGUUUUUACUACCAAAGAAUCUCAGCUUAAUCUUCGUCGCCAAUCGUAUGCAGUGAAAUUUUCCAGAGAAACAGGAAAAGCAUAUUUUAUUCCAAUCAAUUCGAUGCAUACAUUAAGUCAUUUGGAUGAAAAAAAUCGUGAUAGUAAUCCUGUUGAUUCACAAAAUUUGAUUUUUGAAGAUUGUUUCAAAAUACCACAUCCAACACGUAAUAAACAUGAUCAAUUAAGUGUCGAAAUGAAAAGCCAUCUUUAUAAGCCUUUAACACGAAUAAAUGAUCCAGAAAUGGUAAGAAAAUUUUUCGAACAAUUAUUUACAUCGAUGCCAGCAAGACGAUCAUCAUAUGAUCAAAAUGUUGGUAUACAACAACGAUCUUCGAUGCGUAUGUUAUCAAACUCAAUGAAUAAUAAUGGUAAUCGUACACAACAAAACACCGUUAUGGAAUUAAUCAAUUGUCCAUAUUGGUUUUUGAAUAAAAUCAAUAUUUGUGAUAUAAAUCGAAUCGAAUUGAUUGAAUUAAAAGUAGAAAUAUUGAUGCGUAAAGUACAGGUGAUACGUUUCGCUGAAAUGAUAUUGUUAUUUCAUUCGAAUAAUUAUUAUUCCGAUUUGGAUCAUCAUUCAAAAUUAUUGAAUACAUUACAAAGUAUUUGUUAUUUAAUCGAUGGCAAUUGGGUCAUAAAAAGUCAUUUACUAUAUAAAUAUGAUACAAUUCAUGAUAGUGAUUGUCGACAAUUAAUAAUGAAACGAAUGAUUGCUGCACGUGAAUUUUUAUUAUGGCAUUUUGCUCAUCAAAAACCGUUAAAAAUGAUUGAAAUAAUCGAUAAAUUCAAGAAAAUUGCCGAUUAUGAACAAAUAUUAGAUAGAUUGACCAUUCGUAAUGUUUCUACUAGCCAAAUAGAUUUCAUACUUGAACCUGAUUCAGAUUUUAUUACAACAUAUCCAAUCAUCACGAAAAAACAUCAUGAUCGUAGUCGUGAUCUAUUGGCCAACAAACUUAAUGAACAUCUGGCUAUUUUAAAUUCUUGAAUUUUUUGUUUUCUUUUUAAAAUUUUUAAUUAAUUAAAAUUAUAAAUCAUAUAAA
Molecule: messenger RNA, 1465 nt
Organism: Dermatophagoides pteronyssinus (European house dust mite)
Lineage: Eukaryota; Metazoa; Arthropoda; Arachnida; Sarcoptiformes; Pyroglyphidae
Gene: Polr3E
Product: RNA polymerase III subunit E
Biological process (GO): tRNA transcription by RNA polymerase III
Cellular component (GO): RNA polymerase III complex; nucleus
Source: RefSeq, a predicted model, not a curated record